AGGCGGGUGGGUGGAUGAUGGGUGGAUGGAUGGAUCGGAUGGAGAGCUAUGCAGGUACGUACCUCUGCAGUCGAAAAGCUCGUGAUUUCCGCCUCCGAAGCUCAUACAACGUGAACUCACGCGCAGUCGCCUGCGAAUGCCACACAACCACAACCGCAUCACUUACACGUGCCCACGAACCGAGGGAGUUGCAUUGCACAUCACCAUCAUCACCGCUACCACCACUAUUUUGCCCAGCGACCGCUCACAUAGGAACCUCCCGCCCCUUCCGAUUCCCGCCUCACCAUCUUCCUUCCCCUGCAGCGAAUCACAUGGAUGGAUACAGUCCGCCGUCCCAUGUCUUGUUUUCGGCGUUCAACAAAAACCAAAAGAGCCCAAGGACCCUGCCUAUCAAACCUCUGAGGGACCGGGGGCGGGGGGACUUGCGCCGAAUCUUCUAAACGCCCCAAGCUCCUCACUAGGUAGUUCCUCCCCUUCCCACACACACCUCCCGAAGACGAGACAGCGAAAAGUCAAAGUAGGACGCCCUUCGCUUUUACCGCCUUUUUACCGCGCCUUCCGUCGAACGUCAUUGGGCCGGAUCGGAGCGGACUGCUGGACGGCACUAACGCCGCCCUGCAACUGCAAGCGUGCAUCAAGCUCGCAUCUUGUUUUUUGGUUUUUGUACGGUUUCUCUUCUCGUCUCGAUGACUGCGUUGCGUGCGUGCGUGCGAAUAUCGGUUAGCAGGUCCUUGACAUGUGAGAGAGACACUCUAGAGGCACCAACCCCCGCGCUGUCUCGUCGUUUUCGACGUUUUCACGUUUUCGGAAGCCGGCCGUUGCGGUGAGAGACGGGGGCGCGCGGCCGGUCAGCGUCCGGCCAAAAACCUGGCGUCGGGCGCUACUGGCCGAGCACACCGAACCCGCCCGCCAGCCCUCGCGCACCACCAACCCCCACGAACCACAGACCGACCCGAUCUCCGGCAAGAUGCAACCUAGAUCAUCUGGUUGUCGGCUCUUCAGAGAAG
Molecule: messenger RNA, 1007 nt
Organism: Colletotrichum navitas
Lineage: Eukaryota; Fungi; Ascomycota; Sordariomycetes; Glomerellales; Glomerellaceae
Exons: 1
Coding region: 137-724 (195 amino acids)
Source: RefSeq, a predicted model, not a curated record